AUGGCUUUGCUCCGUUUCUUUUCAAGAACCCUAAUAAAACCUGAGAAUCCUCCUCUACUUCGAUCUUCUUCCCCAAACCCUAACCCUAAUUUCAGAACUAUACCAUUCUCCACAUCAUUCCUCAUCACCAAAACUCCUGAUAAAUUCAAAAAGAAACGGAAAAAACCAGAAUCCGCCAGGACCAAACCCGUUCAACACGAUUCAACUCGAAUCUCUCACUUCGAGUCUCUCGUUGGUCGAGACGCCCAUUUCCGGUUUCUGAUCCGUUCCAAGGAAUUCAUCUCGAAGCAGCCGGAGCAUAUUCUCCGGCUCGAUGACGCCGGCAAGCUCUACCGUGAGCUCGGAUUCCCUCGCGGCCGCAAGGUGACUCGUUUCAUCCCUCAACAUCCUCUCAUCUUCCAGACUUAUCGACACAGCGAUGGAAAAAUGUGGCUAGGGUUUUCGGAAUUCAUGGAGGAUUUGUUGGAUGAAGAGAGAGCUUUAAUGGAUUCCAUGGAAGUCGAUAGAGUCAAUCGUGUAAGGAAACUAUUGAUGAUGACGAAAGAUAAACGGAUUCUAAUGAGCAAAAUCCACCAUACAAGGUUGCUUUUUGGGAUUCCUGAGGAUUUCAGGGAUCGGGUCGGGAAAUACCCGGAUUAUUUCCGGGUCGUGACCGGAAAAGACGGGAAUCGGGUACUUGAGUUGGUGAAUUGGGAUCCGAGUCUUGCGGUGAGUGAGCUCGAAAGACAGUUUAUGGUAGACGAAGAUAGAGCGGAACGAGCCUUUAAGUUUCCAGUAAAACAUGGAAAAGAGUUGGAAUUGGGAGAGAAAGAUACGAGGAAACUGAAUCUAUUGAAUACAUUGCCUCUGGUUUCGCCAUAUUCUGAUGGUUGGAAGUUCGAUGUAUGGACGUUAGACGCAGAGAAGUACCGUGUAGGGAUCCUGCACGAGUUCUUGAGCUUAACAUUAGAGAAAAGAGCUUCGAUUCAUCACAUUGUGGAAUUCAAAGACGAGUUUAGCUUGACUAGACAGACUUACCAGAUGCUCAAGAAGCAACCCCAAUCUUUCUACUUGGCGGGCACCGAGAUGAACUGGACCGUGUUCUUGAAGGAUGGUUAUGACGAGAACGGUGUCUUGAUCAGCAAAGAUCCGCAGGUCGUGUUUAAAGAAAAGCUGUAUAAGUAUGCCGAUAUGCAGCAGAUGGAAAUCACUUCUGGAGCAUAA
Arabis nemorensis is the source of this 1203-nucleotide messenger RNA. Lineage: Eukaryota; Viridiplantae; Streptophyta; Magnoliopsida; Brassicales; Brassicaceae. The record is from the annotation of a GenBank genome assembly.